Molecule: messenger RNA, 558 nt
Organism: Hordeum vulgare subsp. vulgare (domesticated barley)
Lineage: Eukaryota; Viridiplantae; Streptophyta; Magnoliopsida; Poales; Poaceae
Product: AAA-ATPase At3g50940
Exons: 1
Molecular function (GO): ATP binding; ATP hydrolysis activity
Source: RefSeq, a predicted model, not a curated record
UUGUCUGGGCUGCUCAAUUUUGUGGAUGGUUUGUGGUCUACCAGUGGGGAGGAGAGGAUCAUCAUCUUCACCACCAACUACAAGGAGCGCCUCGACCCGGCACUCCUGCGGCCUGGCAGGAUGGACAUGCACAUCCACAUGGGGUACUGCACCACGGAGGCCUUCCGGAUCCUUGCCAACAACUACCAUUCCAUCGACUACCAUGCCGCCACCUAUCCAGAGAUCGAGGGGCUGAUCGAGGAGGUGUCGGUGACCCCCGCAGAGGUCGCGGAGGUUCUGAUGAGGAACGACGACACUGACGUUGCGCUCCAUGAUCUUGUCGAGCUCCUGAGGUUAAAGAAGAAAGACGCCACUGAGACCAAGAAAGAGAGCAUGCAGGCAGGAGAGAAGAAAGACACCAACGAAACAAAGACAGGGAGUAUGGGGGUGGACGGCAAGAAAGAUGGUGAUGAUGAAAUCAAGACUGAAAGUGUGGAGAUGGACGGCGGCUACCGGGGCGGCGGCGGCUUCGGCUACCGGGGCGGCGGCUCCCGGUCGCGACGGGGCUCUAGGGCCUAG